This is a messenger RNA of Hordeum vulgare subsp. vulgare (domesticated barley), 670 nucleotides long. RefSeq names its product YEATS domain-containing protein 2-like. The record is from RefSeq and is a predicted model, not a curated record. Lineage: Eukaryota; Viridiplantae; Streptophyta; Magnoliopsida; Poales; Poaceae. The transcript has a single exon. The coding region runs from base 19 to 486 and encodes 155 amino acids.
UGUGGUGGUGGCAACCAAAUGCAGCUCGCCACACGGACGGAUCGAUCGCAUUCCGGUGCAAUUUAUGUGCGUCGGAUGAUAGACAACGCGCGUGGCGUCUCGACGAGCAGGAUCAGUGGACAGACACCCUCUACCACCCUCUUAACCAAGUCGACGGUCUUUCCAGCUGGCUCACACAAAAGGCGGAGCCUCCAGCAGCUAAAAAUGGUGAGGGCGUUGGAUCUCGCCUUGGCGAGAGGCUUCGCCGCCGCCGGAUCCGCGCGGCACGCGCCCGGCACCGUCGGAGCUCUGCUCUUCGUCCUUGUGGCCGCGGUCGCCGUCGUGGCCAUCGCGGCGUUCGGCUGCGCCGACGACGGGAGGGCCAAGCGACGACGCCGCGAGCGCUGGGGCAGCGGCAGCGGCGCCGGCUACGGAGGUGAUGGCGGUGGCGGCGGCGGCUGCGGCGGCGGUGGAGGCGGCCACGGAGGCGGUGGGGGCGGCGGUUAAGGAGUUGAGCGCGUCAGGCGACGGACGUUGCUGCAUCCUGCCUGCCUCUGCCUGACGGACGACUCGGCUUACUCUGCUUCUCUUUAGAAUUUUCCAUGCCGUUCAAUGUGUUCAAUGUAUCUGCACUUGUGCAAUAUAUACCAGGUGUAAGGUACACAGUGCUGCUAUAUGUUUGUGAAGAUCA